Messenger RNA from Triticum turgidum subsp. durum (durum wheat), 1662 nucleotides. NCBI's taxonomy places the organism in Eukaryota, Viridiplantae, Streptophyta, Magnoliopsida, Poales, Poaceae. The record is from the annotation of a GenBank genome assembly.
AUGUUCUCCACUAUGCCACAUCCCAUGCCAUUAGUACUGUUGUUGUUGCUCCUACAAAUUCAGCUCGUGGCAGCAAGCUCACACCCCCCUUGGGCUCAUGGUACGUUCACCAACCACACCACCAUACUACCCGUUCGAUGCUUGCUAGGCCAGGCUUCCGCGCUGCUCCGGCUGAAACGUUCCUUCACCACCACCGACGAGUCCGUCGCGGCCUUCCACUCAUGGAAGGUUGGCACAGACUGCUGCCGUUGGGAGGGCAUCCGCUGCGGUGCCACCAGCGGCCAUGUCACUUCCCUUGAUUUGCGUGAUCGCGGCUUGGAGAGUGAUCAUCUCGAUCAUGUGCUCUUCGAGCUGAACUCCCUCAGGUAUCUCAACCUGGGUGGAAACGACUUCAGUCUUUCCGAAAUCCCAUCCACCGGGUUUGAGCAGCUCACCAGGCUCACCCAUCUCAACCUCUCCAACUCCAAAUUUGCAGGACAAGUGCCAGCCUAUAGUAUAGGCUGCCUCACGAAUUUGGUUUGUCUCGACCUCUCCUCCUACUAUGAAAUUACUGAGUGGUACGAUCAUACCCAUAUGAUUCGAGUCUAUUUCGAUCAGCUCAUACUGCCUAACUUAACAGCCUUAGUUGCAAACCUUACAAGUUUGAGGGAGCUCCAUCUUGGUUGGGUGGAUAUGUCCGGGCAAGGAGAAAAGUGGUGCAGUGCUCUAGCCAAUUACACUCCAAAUCUUCGUGUUCUUAGCUUGCCCUUUUGUAGCCUCUCGAGUCCCAUUUGUGGAUCUCUCGUUGGUUUGCAAUCACUCUCCAUGGUCGAUCUGCAGUACAACAGGUUGACCGGUUCAAUUCCAGUGUUCUUUGCCAACUUCUCCUCCUUGAAUGUUCUCCAACUUAGUUAUAAUAACCUUGAAGGACGAGUCCCUCCUGUGAUCUUUCAACACAAGAAACUAGUGACUAUUGAUCUUCACCACAAUCCUAACAUAUUAGGUAAUCUGCCGAAUUUCUCAACUGAUAGUAAUCAGCUGGAGAACUUGUUUGUCGGCGACACCAAUUUCUCUGGUACAGUACCAAAUUCUAUUAGUAAUCUCAAACAUUUGAAGAAGCUAGGCCUUGAUGCACUUGGUUUUACUGGAGAGCUACCCUCAUCAAUCGGUAGGCUCACAUCCUUGAAUUCAUUGCAGAUCUCUGGGUUGGGACUAGUAGGAUCGAUAUCAUCAUGGAUCACAAACCUAACAUCCCUAGAGGUUCUAGUAGUUUCAUGUUGUGGCUUCAAUGGACCAAUACCUUCUUCCAUUGGUGAUUUGCACAAAUUGAGGAAAUUAGCACUUUAUAAGUGCAAUUUUUCUGGGAAAAUACCUUCGGGUAUCUUGAACUUAACUCUGCUAGAUACCCUAGUACUUGCUUCGAAUAAUCUCGUAGGCACUGUGCAAUUGAACUCGUUAUGGAAACUACAAAACCUAUAUGAUUUGAAUCUCUCAAACAAUAAAUUAAGUGUAAUAGAAGGAGAACACAAUUCUUCAUUGAUAUCCUUCCCAAAUAUUGCAUAUCUAGGUUUGGCAUCAUGUAACAUAAAUAAUUUCCCUAACAUUCUGGGACAUACAGAUAAAAUAAAAGUAGUUGAUCUUUCGAGUAACCAAAUUCAUGGUGCCAUACCCCAGUGGGCAUAG